This is a messenger RNA of Fraxinus pennsylvanica, 1710 nucleotides long. The record is from the annotation of a GenBank genome assembly. Lineage: Eukaryota; Viridiplantae; Streptophyta; Magnoliopsida; Lamiales; Oleaceae.
AUGAACAAAGCCCUUCUCUUAGGAAUAUCGAUUUUCCUCGUCGUUGGAGCAGUCGUUAGUCUAAUUGCCGGAGUAAAUCAUCGUCGUUUGACCACAGACGAGGACGGUCAGGUGCUCUCCACCACCACCAAGUUGGUUGCUACCGUUUGUUCCCAAACCGAUUAUAAGAGGGCGUGCGUCGAUAGCAUGUCGUCUUUGGCCAACAAUGCUAGCGCCACUCCAAAUGAUUUUCUCCAGGCCGCAAUUAAUGUAGCCAUUGAAGAGGUGCAAGCUGCAAUGAAUAGGUCUUUAAAGAUUGGACAAGCAGCCAAUGACUCGUUCCAAAAGAUGGCGGUCGAGGAUUGCAAGGAGUUACUGGAAUAUGCUGUUGAGGAGCUCCAGGCAUCAUAUUCCAUGGUGGGUGAUAGUAACUUGCAUACGGCCGCAGACAGAGAAGCCGAGCUAAAAAACUGGUUAAGUGCCGUUAUCUCGUACCAGCAAACCUGCAUAGAUGGCUUCACAACCCCAGAGCUUAAGAAUGCAAUAUCAAAUGGAAUUCUAAAUGCUACUCAGUUAACUGACAAUGCUCUUGCCAUUGUCACUGCCAUUCCUCAAAUUCUGCAGGCAUUUAACCUUCCAUUACACACGGCUGCAACUGCAAAUUCAACUUCUCGGAGAUUGCUCAAUAAUAAUCGUGAUAUGUUGGACAACAGUGGGUUCCCUGCCUGGUUCUCGGCUGGAGACAGACGACUGAUGGCCAGCCAAAGCGGGGGACAACCAGCACCUAAUUCGGUGGUAGCCCAAGAUGGAAGUGGACAGUACAAAAGUAUCAAUGAUGCUCUUGCAGCAUAUCCCAAGGACCUCAAAGGGAGGUAUGUUAUCUACGUCAAGGCAGGAGUUUACAAUGAAUAUGUGAUAGUCACCAAGAAGCAGGUUAAUGUGUACAUGUAUGGAGAUGGACCCCGAAAGACCAUUGUCACUGGAAAAAAGUGUAGACGCGACGGUACCCAAACCUUCCAGUCUGCCUCAUUCAGUGCAAUUGGAAAUGGAUUUAUAGCCAAGUCAAUGGGAUUUCAAAACACAGCAGGGCCUGAGGGACACCAAGCUGUGGCUCUUCGAGUGCAAUCUGACCAAUCUGCGUUCUAUAACUGCAGAAUGGAUGGGUAUCAAGACACACUCUAUAUCCAAACCCAUCGUCAAUUCUAUCGUAACUGCGUCAUCUCUGGAACGGUCGACUUCAUAUUUGGAGAUUCAGCAGCAAUCAUCCAAAACAGUUUGAUCAUAGUAAGGAAGCCAAUGGACAACCAAGAGAACACAGUGACAGCACAUGGACGAAGUAAUAGUCGGGAGACAACCGGUGUAGUAAUCCAGAACUGCAGAAUAGUUCCGGAGCUGUUACUAGAACCCUUGAGAUUCCAAAUACCAACAUUUCUGGGACGACCAUGGAAGGAGUACUCGAGGGCUAUGAUAAUGGAAUCGACAUUGGCAGAUUUCAUUCAACCAGCAGGAUGGAUGCCAUGGGAUGGAAACCUAUAUCUUGAUACUCUGUAUUUUGCAGAGUAUGAAAACCGGGGACCAGGUGCAGCUACUGAUAAGCGGGUGAAAUGGAAGGGGUUUCAUGUGAUAACAGACAGGAAUCAAGCACUUCAGUUCACUGCUGGUCCAUUUAUUCAAGGAGGCCAAUGGUUGAGGAGUACCAGUGCACCCUUCUUCCUUGGAUUCAAAACCUAA